AUGGCGCAAUUCAACAAGACAGCCCCACACCUCCGGCUCCUUUCCCGCCCUUCCGCUCAGAAAGAGGUCACGGCGCUCAACGACGCUCUGAAAUCCGCCCAGCAGGAACUUGCCCGUUCCCAAGAGAAGGCCAUCUCGGAGCGCGACAUUGCCCAGAACGACGCCCGCGAGCAUGCCCGCGAGAGCGAACGACUCGCCGAGGAGAAAAAGCAGUUGAAACACGAGGCGGAAGAAACACGUUCCGCAACCCAGGCCAAGCUUGAAACGGCGCGACAGAACAUCAGAGGCGCGCAGGGCGUCGCUUCCCGGGCCGAGGCGCGCAGCAACGAGCUCCAGCGCGAGCUCACCGCCGUGCGCGAGGAGCUCCGGCAGACCGCGGCGCUGCUCGAAACGCGCUCGGUGGAGCUCCGUGCCGCCCAGGUCUUCCUCACCCGCGCGGACGAUAUCGCGGACAGCGAGGUCGUGCGCAUGGUUACAAACCUCAACUCCUGCGUCUUCCAGAUCGCAGCUGUGGCCGCAGACGCGUUCCAGAGCCGCUGCCGGGUGGGAGACUCGAAGGAGGACGAGGACGCCUGUGCGAAGCUGGUGUCCGCGGGAGGAAUAGGCCGGAACGUCGUCGAUGCGCUGGCGCGUGUGGACCACACCAUCGACAACACGCUGGUCCAGGUCGCGCUACAGGGCAUCAUGACUGCGUAUGCACACCAGCUGUGCUCGAGGUGGGGCUGCGCGGAUGAGAAGAACCUCAUGGAACUCUACGCGAGUAUCAAAGCGCAAGAGCCCCAGUCUGUCGCCGGCCGCUGGCGGUCGCUGUUCCGCACGCACGUCCGCCAGCUGCGUGAGCGUGAGGGCGGGGAGAGCGGCAAGGCGGUGGCCGGGUUCGUGGAGGCGCUUGUCACGGUCCUCCGCGUGUGCGGGGUAGCGGACGACACGAAUGUGCUCUACCUCGAGCUCCAACGCGCGCACGCAGACGCGCUCCAGACCGUCGUAAGCCUCGUGUUCGAGUUCCGGCGGGCGGCGGGCGAGGCGAUCGUUUCGCACGACUUCUCGGUGGUCUCCGUGGGCGCGCAGGAGACGUAUGACGAGGCGAGGAUGGAGGAUGAGUGGGAGGGUCCGAAGAAGAGGAGGCAGAAGGGCGAGGUCGAGGCAGCGCGCCCGGUGUGCUGCACGACGGGGCUUGGGUUGUUGCGGGAAGGGAAUGGAAGUGAGGGCGGUCGGGUGCUUCUGGUGAAGCCGAAGGUCAUCUUGAGUUCCAUAGUGGACAAGUUGUAG
Epithele typhae is the source of this 1269-nucleotide messenger RNA. RefSeq lists its product as uncharacterized. The record is from RefSeq and is a predicted model, not a curated record. Bases 1 to 1269 code for a protein of 422 amino acids. The transcript has 3 exons. NCBI's taxonomy places the organism in Eukaryota, Fungi, Basidiomycota, Agaricomycetes, Polyporales, Epitheliaceae.